Messenger RNA from Gopherus flavomarginatus (Mexican gopher tortoise), 1478 nucleotides. It is a transcript of the gene GREP1, whose product is annotated as glycine rich extracellular protein 1. The coding region runs from base 1 to 969 and encodes 322 amino acids. NCBI's taxonomy places the organism in Eukaryota, Metazoa, Chordata, Testudines, Testudinidae. The transcript has 18 exons. The record is from RefSeq and is a predicted model, not a curated record.
AUGGGGCUGCGGACCCUGCACGCUGGGCUGUUUUUGCUGCUGCUGCUAUGCCUGGCCAGGGGCAGCCUCCAGGGGGGAGUGAAACCACAGGCAAACGGAGCCCUACGGCGUCUCUACCUCCCAUCGCUGAUCUGGGGUGCAGGGGGAGUUCACCCUGAAGCUGGGCUGGGACCAGCUGGAGCCAAGGCAGGACCAUACACCGGCUAUGGACCCCAAGGACUGCAGCUGGGACCGGGAGCUCAGAACGGGUUUGGAGUGGCACCAGGUGUACGAGUGAAGCCAGGCAAAGCAGGCUAUGGGGUCCCCGCCGGUUACGGUGCAGGAUUAGGUGGUUAUUCCCAGGGUGCAAAACAAAAGCUAGGGUACUUCCAUGUUGCGCUGCCCCUGGGAGGUUUUGGGGCAGGACCCAGAGCCGGCAGCUACCCCACAACUCAACAAGGCUAUGCUGGAACAGGCGGUGGGUACCUAGUCAAUGGAGCACAGCUUGGCUACGAGAAUGGCUAUGGUGCAGGAGGGAACAGUCACCCUGGGGCCGGACUCCAGACAGGAUACGGUGCCCAGGCCGCAUACUUGGGGCGUUUCGCUGGCCCUGGCACAGAUCUCUCAGCUGCUAAAUUUGGCCUGGGCCAGCUUCCAUACAAUGGGCAGCCCCAACAGGCCAUGCCCACGGGUCUAGGGGGAGACUACGGUGCUGGGAAAUACGGUGGCACAGGGCAGCUGACGUACAGGGCACAACCGGCUAGGCCCAGUGCCCUGGAUGGCAAUGGGAACGGACCGGGAUAUGCCAACGGUGGGGAUCUGCAGGCUAACGGACUGGCUGCUGGGGGAUACGGGACACUCCCAGCAGGACAAGCUCCCAGGGGCUAUGGACUAACUCCAGCAGCACACGGAGGCAAGGAGGCCAAGUAUGGCCUGAACGGCUUUCUGGGGAAUGGAUACAGAGGUCGCUGCCCUCCCGGGAAGUGCUGAAUGCCGGACCUUCACCUGGGGAACUCCACGCCACAGGAUGGCACGAGCUGGCCGCUUCUGGUGCUAAGAGAAACAAGAAUUUCUCCUGAUAUAAAUUAUCAUCUCUUUCUCUUUUUUCCUCUUUAUUUUUAAUGGCUAGAGAUCUGUCUUUUUAAAGGAAAAACAAAUGGUGACUGUCAAUUUAACUUGUUUUUGGAAGGCGAGGCUGCAACAUUUCUGGUGACCUCUGACUACGGUGACCAGAUAGCAAGUGUGAAAAAUCGGGAUGGGGGUGAGGGGUAAUUUGCACCUAUAUAAGAAAAUGUCCCAAAUAUCGACUGUCCCUAUAAAAUCGGGACAUCUGGUCACCCUACCAGACCUCCCUGCCUCUUUGGUCUUGGCCAGUGAGGUGAGAAGGAUUUUAAGGGUAGGUCAGUCCAGGAAUAUGGGAUGCACAGAGGGGGUGACUCAGUUGUUACCUCCCCUUCACUGGAUAGGCAGCGAAUAUUCAUUUGUAGCCAGAAGGGGGG